AUGCCUAACUCCCCUAAAGAGGUGGUCUUCUCCUUCAUCUAUGCUGUAAAUUGUAAGUAUAGAAGGCACCAACUGUGGGAUGAGAUAGAGAAGCUAGCUAUGGACCCUACUAUUAACGGUAAACCUUGGGUUGCAAUGGGAGAUUUUAAUCAAACUCUGAACCCUAGCGAGAGUUCUGCUGGCAGUACAAGGAUCAACAAAUGCAUGGUGGAUUUUCGACAAUGCCUUCUGAAUGUGGGGUUUUCCGACUUGUCUUAUAGAGGAAACGACUUUAUAUGGUGGAACAAUCAGGAGGCCAACCCGCUAGCCAAGAAAUUAGACCGUAUAUUAAUCAAUGAUAAUUGGCUCAUGGAGUUCCCCUUGGCGUACGCCUACUUCGGUGAUCCGGAGAUGUCGGACCAUUGUCCAUGCUGCCUAAGACUGGGUGCUGCUACCAGAACCAAAGGGCCUUUUAUGGUGUCUCACUUCCUGUUCCAGCAUGAGGAAAUCCUCCCGCGGGUUUUUGAGUUCUGGAACAGCACCUUCAUUGAAGGAACAAAAAUGUUCAGAUUCUCCAAGAAGCUCAAGCUCCUGAAAAGAGUUCUCAAAGACUUAAACAGAGAACACUACUCGGACCUUGAAAAGCGCUUCAAGGAAGCUCAUUCUAAGCUGGCUGCCCAUCAAGCAAGACUCUUAGCAAACCCUUCUCCACUUUUAUCUAGAUUGGAGAAGCAAGCUCAGAAGAAAUGGCUUACACUGGCCUUAGCAGAAGAGAAAUUUCUCCUCCAACGCUCUCGAGUUAAGUGGGCGACGAGUGGUGACUGCAACACAGCCUACUUCUUCAGAAUGGUGAAUAGUCGAAGAGGCAUAAAUCAAAUCCACUACCUCGAGACAGACUCUGGUCAGCGUAUAGAGGAAAUUUAA
This is a messenger RNA of Camelina sativa (false flax), 903 nucleotides long. RefSeq lists its product as uncharacterized. The record is from RefSeq and is a predicted model, not a curated record. Lineage: Eukaryota; Viridiplantae; Streptophyta; Magnoliopsida; Brassicales; Brassicaceae. Gene Ontology annotation, molecular function: nucleic acid binding; zinc ion binding; catalytic activity.